AUGCCGCCGCUCGACGAGAUCAAGGACCUCAAGUUGACCCUGCGAGGGGCCAGCAAACACUGGCUGGUUGAGUUUUACGAGGCAGGCGGGCUGACCGCGCUGGUGAUGAACCUCAGCGACGUUGAGGUGAUAGAAGACAAGACCGACCGGGAUGUUCAGCUGCAAGUGGAGCUGCUCAAGUGCCUGAAGGCGUCCCUGAACAACCAGCUGGGCAUUGACUUCCUGGCGGCGAGACCGGAGGUGGUGGGGAUCCUAGCGCUUAACUUCGGCUCCGAGGACGUCUUCAUCUGUACACAGGCUUUGGAGCUGUUGGCGGUUCUGAUGGUGGACGGACCCGAGGGCUACCGCGCGGUCUUGGCCGCGAUGGACUACUUCAAGCUCGUCAAGGGGGAACGGGUGCGUUUCUACUCGCUGCUGGACGCCCUCAUGACGGACGAGGCGGACCUCGCCUUCAAGCGUGACGUCAUGCUCUUCAUCAACACGCUCGUCAACAGCGCGAUGGACAUAGAGGAGCGGAUCGAGAUCCGCGCCGAUCUGAUCUACACGGGCAUCCUCGAUGCCGUCGAGCGCCUCAAGAACCAGUCCACCGACGUUUUCAUGGAAGAGGGAGACGAAGCCCUUUCCGAAGACCGCAUCGAGCUGGACAACCAGCUGCACGUGUUCGAGGCAGUGAUGAACAAGGACAUCGCCGAGGUCCAGCACACGUACAGCGACGAGCAGACGGUGAACCUGUCGGACCCGGAGCAGCUUUACUCCACCAUCUGUUCGUCCGUGGUGGAGUACGACUGCUUCGGGGUGUUCUUGUCGAUCAUGCAGCACCUGCUCGUCAUCCCCAGCGCCGACCUUGCGGGAAAGCAGCAGUGGGAAGCGGCGGAGGAGGCGAUUCACCAGAUCGUGACCCACUCCGAUGACGAGUUCUCUCUGACGUACGAAGACCUCAAGAAGAUGUUGGACUGGAAGGACCGACUGGAGGACCUGUCGGUCAAGUGCAAGACGCUGGAGGAAGAGAACACCGGUAUGCGUUCCGGAGGCGUCGUUCCCGGAGGGGGAGCGUAUCCUCCCGGCCCCGCCACCAGUGGAUUGGGCCCCGGAUUCGGCCCGGGGCUGGGCCCCGGGCUGGGCCCCGGCUUUGGCCCUGGCCCGGGGGGGGGGGUGCCGGCGUCAGCGGCUCCGCCGGCCCCCGGCCCUGCCGGAGUGGUUCCUCCGCCGCCUCCGCUUCCGGGCAUGCCAGGGGCGGGGGUCCCACCGCCGCCCCCCCUGCCCGGCAUGCCCGGGGCUGGAGUGCCGAGCCCGCCCCCGCUGCCUGGGAUGCCCGGCGCCGGAGCUCCGAUGCCGCCCCCGCUCCCGGGGAUGCCGAGGCCGAUGGGGAUGCCAGCACCACCCCCUCUCCCUGGAGCGCCAGGAGUCCCUGGGCCGCCGCCUUUGCCCGGAAUGGCCGGCAAGAUGCCAAUGCCGCCGCCGAUGCCCGGGGGGGGGAAGCUUCCCGCGGCGCCCCCUAUGCUGGGAAAUCUGCUGGCGAGGGGGCUCCCCGGAUUGGGACCGGGGUUGGGGCCAGGGCUGGGGCCGGGGAAGGGCGGCGGGUUUCCUGCUCCGCCUCCACCGAAUAUGCCUUCGUUGGCUCACGGGAGGCCCAAGAAGCCCAACAAGAAGCCCGACGUUGCGCUGCGAAAUCUCUUCUGGAACAAGAUUCCUGACACGAAGAUCACGGGCACGGUGUGGGAGAAGUUCGACAAGGAGCUGGGGGGUACGGAGAUGAAGCCGGGGGAUGACCAGAGCCUCCUGGACAUGAACUACGUCACGCAGCUCCUGUCGAGCUUCUGCAAGACCAAGCCGAAGAGCGGGGAGGAGGAGGAGGCGAGGAUCAAGGCGGAGCUGGAGCGCAAGAAGAGGGCCAACGCGCAGAUCACGCUCAUGGACCCCAAGACCUCGCAGAACGUCGGAAUCGCGCUCGCGAAGAUCAGGCUGUCCAACGAGAAGAUCGUCCAAGCUGUCAUCACAAUGGACGAGGAAGUGUUGGACAUGGAGAUCAUCCGCUCUCUCCGCCAGCAGGCUCCCACGGGGGAGGACAUCACGGCUCUUAAGGAGUUCGACGGGGACCACACGAAGCUCGGAAAGGUGGAACGGUUCUUCAAGGAGACGAUGAAGAUCCCGCGCUACGCCCCCCGGCUAGACUGCAUGAUCUUCAAGGGGGGCUUCGAGAGGGACGUGCGGGACUUGACGGAGACGCUCGACAUCGUCAGCAACUGUUGCACGCAGGUGCGGGAGAGCAAGUCUCUGAACCGGCUGUUGAAGAUGAUGCUGGCCGUCGGGAACUUCUUGAACGGAGGCACUCCACGAGGAGGGGCGUACGGCUUCAAGGUUGACGUGCUCAAGAAGUUCAGCGAGCUCAAGGACGUUACCAACAAGCGCACCCUCAUGCACGCUUUCGCGGAGUGGUGCCAGCGAUCACACAAGGAUCUGCUCAACGUCAGCGACGACUUCCCUGACAUCGAAGAGUGUAUCAAUACGUAG
Ectocarpus siliculosus is the source of this 2511-nucleotide messenger RNA. The record is from the annotation of a GenBank genome assembly. NCBI's taxonomy places the organism in Eukaryota, Phaeophyceae, Ectocarpales, Ectocarpaceae.